AUGUCUUUCUGGUUUGUUGUUAAAUUCUUUCUACAAAACACCAAGGUCAUUAUCAUUCCUCCUAUACAAUCUUUAAGUGUGUGUCACAUUUCUCUGUCUCGCUUUCUCUCUGUCUCGCUGUCUGUCUGUGUUUGUGCAUUCCCCUAUGUGUCCCAGUUUGGGGCAGAAUUCCGCAGGUUCUCCCUGGACCGGUCUAAGCCUGGCCGGUUCGAUGAGUUCUAUGGGCUCCUGCAGCACGUGCACCGGAUCCCAAACGUGGACCUGCUGGUGGGCUAUGCCGACGUCCACGGCGACCUGCUGCCAAUCAACAACGAUGACAACUACCAGAAGGCCAUGUCCGUGGCUAACCCGCUACUACGCCUCUUCCUGCAGAGGAAAGGUACAACCUAGCCUCAGGGCAGUUUGUAUAAUUUGGGAUGUUUUAUUUUAUAUCCCUCCAUUUAGUAUGAUACGUUACGAAUGGAACAGCGGUCGUACGACAUAUCAACUCAAAUUAUAUUGGUUGCGUACACAUUUUGCAGAUGUUAUCGCAGGUGCAGCGAAAUGCUUAUGUUUCUAGCUCCAACAGUGCAGUAAUCCUACGUAUGGCUAAUGUGGUCAGGUUGAAAGGUAAGGAAGGAUCACACAGAGCUAGGGGGCAGGCCGGGCUGUAGCCAUUUUGUAUCUUUCCCUUUCAAGAUGAUUUGAUACGUACCUAGAUACACGGGCCCUGAUACCAUACAGGAACCAUGCGUAUCUAUACUGAACAAAAAUAUAAACGCAACAUGUAAAGUGUUGGUCCCAUGUUUCAUGAGCGGAAAUAAAAGAUCCCAGAAAAAAAGCUUAUUUCUCUCAAAUGUUGUGCACUAAUUUGUUUACAUCCCUGUUGGUGAGCAUUUCUCAUUUGCCAAGAUAAUCCAUCCACCUGACAGGUGUGGCAUAUCAAGAAGCUGAUUAAACAGCAUGAUCAUUACACAGGUGCACCUUAUGCUGGGGACAAUAAAAGGCCACUUUAAAAUGUGCAGUUUUGUCACAACACAAUGCCAGAGAUGUCUCAAGUUUUGAGGGAGCAUGCAAUUGGAAUGCUGACUGCAGGAAUGUCCUCCAGAGCUGUUGCCAAAUAAUUGAAUGUUCAUUUCUAUAGCAUAAGUCGCCUCAAACGACGUUUCAGAGAAUAUUGCAGUACACACAACCGACCUCACAACCGCAGACCACGUGUAACCACGCCAGCCCAGGACCUCAACAUCUGGCUUCUUCACCUGCAGAAUUGUCUGAGACCAGCCACCCGGACAGUUGAUGAAACUGUGGGUUUGCACAACCGAAGAAUUUCUGCACAAACUGUCAUAAACCGUCUCAGGGAAGCUCAUCUGCGUGCUCGUCGUCCUCACCAGGGUCUUGACCUGAUGUCAACAUUGUGAACAAACUGCCUCAUGGUGGCGGUGGGGUUAUGGUAUGGGCAGGCAUAAGCUAUGGACAACGAACAAUUCGAAGGCAAUUUGAAUGCACAGAGAUACCGUGAUGAGGUCCUGAGGCCCAUUGUCGUGCCAUGAAUCUGCCGCCAUCACCUCAUGUUUCAGCAUGAUAAUGCACGAACCCAUGUCGCAAGGAUCUGUACAUACAGUGGGGGAAAAAAGUAUUUAGUCAGCCACCAAUUGUACAAGUUCUCCCACUUAAAAAGAUGAGAGAGGCCUGUAAUUUUCAUCAUAGGUACACGUCAACUAUGACAGACAAAAUGAGAAGAAAAAAAUCCAGAAAAUCACAUUGUAGGAUUUUUUUAUGAAUUUAUUUGCAAAUUAUGGUGGAAAAUAAGUAUUUGGUCAAUAACAAAAGUUUCUCAAUACUUUGUUAUAUACCCUUUGUUGGCAAUGACACAGGUCAAACGUUUUCUGUAAGUCUUCACAAGGUUUUCACACACUGUUGCUGGUAUUUUGGCCCAUUCCUCCAUGCAGAUCUCCUCUAGAGCAGUGAUGUUUUGAGGCUGUCGCUGGGCAAAACGGACUUUCAACUCCCUCCAAAGAUUUUCUAUGGGGUUGAGAUAUGGAGACUGGCUAGGCCACUCCAGGACCUUGAAAUGCUUCUUACAAAGCCACUCCUUCGUUGCCCGGGCGGUGUGUUUGGGAUCAUUGUCAUGCUGAAAGACCCAGCCACGUUUCAUCUUCAAUGCCCUUGCUGAUGGAAGGAGGUUUUCACUCAAAAUCUCACGAUACAUGGCCCCAUUAAUUCUUUCCUUUACACGGAUCAGUCGUCCUGGUCCCUUUGCAGAAAAACAGCCCCAAAGCAUGAUGUUUCCACCCCCAUGCUUCACAGUAGGUAUGGUGUUCUUUGGAUGCAACUCAGCAUUCUUUGUCCUCCAAACACGACGAGUUGAGUUUUUACCAAAAAGUUAUAUUUUGGUUUCAUCUGACCAUAUGACAUUCUCCCAAUCCUCUUCUGGAUCAUCCAAAUGCACUCUAGCAAACUUCAGACGGGCCUGGACAUGUACUGGCUUAAGCAGGGGGACACGUCUGGCACUGCAGGAUUUGAGUCCCUGGCGGCGUAGUGUGUUACUGAUGGUAGGCUUUGUUACUUUGGUCCCAGCUCUCUGCAGGUCAUUCACUAGGUCCCCCCGUGUGGUUCUGGGAUUUUUGCUCACCGUUCUUGUGAUCAUUUUGACCCCACGGGGUGAGAUCUUGCGUGGAGCCCCAGAUCGAGGGAGAUUAUCAGUGGUCUUGUAUGUCUUCCAUUUCCUAAUAAUUGCUCCCACAGUUGAUUUCUUCAAACCAAGCUGCUUACCUAUUGCAGAUUCAGUCUUCCCAGCCUGGUGCAGGUCUACAAUUUUGUUUCUGGUGUCCUUUGACAGCUCUUUGGUCUUGGCCAUAGUGGAGUUUAGAGUGUGACUGUUUAAGGUUGUGGACAGGUGUCUUUUAUACUGAUAACAAGUUCAAACAGGUGCCAUUAAUACAGGUAACGAGUGGAGGACAGAGGAGCCUCUUAAAGAAGAAGUUACAGGUCUGUGAGAGCCAGAAAUCUUGCUUGUUUGUAUGUGACCAAAUACUUAUUUUCCACCAUAAUUUGCAAAUAAAUUCAUUAAAAAUCCUACAAUGUGAUUUUCUGGAAUUUAUUUUCUCAUUUUGUCUGUCAUAGUUGACGUGUACCUAUGAUGAAAAUUACAGGCCUCUCUCAUCUUUUUAAGUGGGAGAACUUGCACAAUUGGUGGCUGACUAAAUACUUUUUUUCCCCACUGUAAUUCCUGGAUGCUGAAAAUGUCCCAGUUCUUCCAUGGCCUGCAUACUCACCAGACAAUGUAACCCAUUGAGCAUGUUUGGGAUGCUCUGGAUCGACGUGUACGACAGCGUGUUCUAGUUCCCGCCAAUAUCUAGCAACUUCGCACAGGCAAUCACACAGCCUUUUUAAAAAGUUAUCUGUGACCAACACAUGCAUGUCUGUAUUCUCAAGUCAUGUGAAAUCCAUAGGUUAGGGCCUAAGGAAUUUAUUUCAAUUGACUGAUUUCCUUAUAUGAACUGUAACUCAGUAAAAUCGUUGAAAUUGUUGCAUGUUGUGUUCAUAUGUUUGUUCAGUAUAGAUACAUGGGCCCUGAUACCAUACAGGAACGAUAUGUUUUAGUUUCAAACGAUUCGGUGCGAUUCGGUUUGAUUCUUCGAGGACCCCAAACAGUUGAAAGUUGAUUGGCCAUUGUGGAGUGGAUUUAAAUGGACACGUACAAUCUGAUUUCCUGAUUUAUCAAUAACUCUGCCAUCUCUUAACCAAUUCCUUCGCUUUUCUCAAAUUAAGAGAUGUACCAUGGGCCUGUAAUUUGGUGUUAUUUUGAAGCGACAGAUAUGAGUGUUUAAGUGAGACUGCUUAUAACAGUGCCCCCUAUAGGCCAACUGGUGCCAUUAUUAUUUAGUUGUGUGCCAAAUUAGAAAAAGUGACCAAUCUAUGCUUGUUAUUUGACCAAGUCAAAAUAUACAAAUUCAGUCAAUAACAAUAUUUAUUUUAGAGUAUCUGGAAUAUCUGAUAAAAAAAUGUCAUGAUAUUAUUUGAACAGUAAGAUCAUUUCAAAUGCCCAUCAGUUGAAUCUAGAGACACUGGGCUGUUGUCUGUGAGUCUAAGCUGUCUCGCUGUGCCAUAUGACCUAUAAAUGACAAGCCACUUUGUCAGGAAGGGAUUACAGUGGUCUCUGUGUAAAACCCUGUAGGCCCUGGGUUUCAAUUACACGCUAGACACUAACGUCACGCUGGGUCCUGUCUCUGUGGCUGCAUCCCCCCACCCCUCACCCUAACGUCACGCUGGGUCCUGUCUCUGUGGCUGCAUCCCCCCACCCCUCAACCACACACACACUCUUUUUAAAUCUUUGCCCGCUGCCUUUUCCCCCCAACAGUGUAGGGAGCAGUUAGCUCUAACUGGGGAUUUGUCUGGAUGUGGGUCCACAUAUUGUCUCCUUGCACUAAUGGGUUCCGGACCGUUGGGCUAAAUGAUGGCAGGGCUCUUCCUCGGGGCUCAGCAUGUUUUAGGAUGUAAAGAGCAGGUUUGUUGCUCUCUCUUUACUCCCCUCAGUUGUGUUCUGCUAAUUCUCUCUAGAUUAUACGUUCGUUUGAGAAGUGAAGAACGCUGUAUGUGUUUAGCGAGAAUGUUUUUCCCUCCAGCCAUGGCUGACAUUGUCACUGUGGAAGUAGGCCUAAAGGGAACUAGACUUAAGUAGCAGAUCUUUCUUUAUGGGCAGAUUUAAGAAUACAGUUGUCAUUGGACUGAUGUGUGGAAUGCUUUAAUGAUGAGCUGUGGAUGUGGAAUAUUGUACAUCUUCUUCUGUGGAAUGUGUAUGGAGUUAAUAUGUUGGCAACGCACUCAUGUUAAACACGCAGUGGUAUUCACAUAAUCUGAAUGAAAAAUGUUAUUUGUGUACACGUGCCACUUUUGUGGGCUUCUUGAUGUUUUGGAAAAUAUAUUUGUCACUGCUGAUGGUAAAGAAUGACUAGGGCUGUGACGUUCAUGGAAUUUUGAAUGCAAGUUAUUGGUCAGCCAAAUGACCGCGGUCACCAUUUUAAUCGUAUGAAGAGUUUGAUUAUUUAUUAUUAUUAUUUGUAAAGAUGCACCAUUUUCUCCUCUCCUGACUGCAUGUGCUGCUGCUGGAGGAAGGGGGGCGUUGCCUAGGCAACCAGACUCGUUUGCUACAACACCUUGCUUGUUUCAGCAAAGACCAACAAGUUUCACGUUGUAAAGAGUCCGCUGAAACGGACUCAACCGCACAAAUGCACGGCCGUCCCAUCUUCAGUCACCUGUUGGUUCCAAAAAAUAAAUUUUAUUUUCAUGAAGGUCUUCCUCCAUAAUUGUCGGUUACACGAUUAUACAGUAAUUAUGCCAGCUCUAUGUAUGACAGCAUUCUUGGGCAGUGUUGGCUUUCAUUGACAUUUUAGUCAUUUAGCAGACUCUCUUAUCCAGAGCGACUUACAGUUAGUGAGUGCAUACAUUAUUUUUUUAUUUUUCAUACCCCCGUGGGAAUCGAACCCACAACCCUGGCGUUGCAAACGCUAACCUCUACCAACUGAGCUACAUCCCUGCCGGCCAUUCCCUCCCCUACCCUAGACGACGCUGGGCCAAUUGUGCGCCGCCCCAUGGGUCUCCCGGUCAUGGCCGGCUAUGACAGAGCCUGGAUUCGAACCAGGAUCUCUAGUGGCACACGCCACUCGGGAGGUUGCUUUCCUUCCUUCUUUUGGCCUGUGUGUGUGUGUGUGUGUGGUUGUGAGAGAGAGAGAGAGAGAGAGCGAGCGAGCGAGAGAAUCACUAGGUAAUUUCUGUCAAUAGCUUGUCACACUGAAAUCAUUUGGACACGCACAAAGAAGGAAACACACUCUCUUACACAAUGUCUGGACGCUGCAGUGCAGUGCCCCAGGCCUGUUUACCUGUUACCAUGGUAGCCCUGAAGCGGCCCAUUGGAUUAAUGGCCCUGGGUAUUGUUUAGGACUGACGGGAGCUGCAAAGCCUGCUGAGGGAAAUACCCCCCCCUCCCCCACACACACAAACAAUAAUAGUUUUGAGACGUUUUUUGUGUGUCAUUUGUGUUUUGAGGUUUACUCAAACACAAUGUGUGAAGCUGAAGGGUUAUAAAUGAUACACUGUGUCUUUCCUUCGCAUGACAACUUGGUUGCUGUUUGCAAAGUCCAGUUGUCUAUCUGUAUGCUCUGAAUUCACAUUGUUUUUGUUUAGUUUUACUGAAUGGGACCAGAGCACCAGAGCAGGUUGCCUUUUCCCAUACCUCCCCCGUGUCCCACAGGCACACUGUUUCUGCUGAGGUCACUGGAACACUGUGUUUAUUGUGGUCAGCCAGAGAAUGACAGCUGUACUCCUCUGUUCUCAUCAAUUAUACCCCUCUCAGAUAAAGCAGGUAAGCCUUGGUAUCAGUUGUCACGGGGAUGGGUGUGGUGUACUAGUGGAACACAGGGUUGUCAAAAGAGAAUUCCGUUGUUGUAUGACAUCUUAAUCGGUGUCUGUCAUACAGAGCAGAACACUCCUCCCAGCCUUCACCUCCUGUCCUGUCCUCGCAGCAUGAGACUGUCCAGGUUUCCAUACUGAUUGGACCCAGUCAUUAUUCAGGGUAUCUGGGUGGGUCGGUGUGUUUUGUUGAACUAAUGAUGUCAUCGCCGUCAUAGUUUCAGUUGUGAAAAGCACAAGGGUUUUUAUGAGGGUGAGUGGAAGUACUGCACUGUGCUGCUCCAGCAAUUACUGGCAAAGUAAUUAGUAACCAUGCCUCAUAAAGAGAGAACAGCACUGCAUAGUGUUUUAGUACGCCAUGCUGUCUACCCACCCAGGAAAGCAAUCACUGUUGCAUGAUAACUGUGUGGGUUUUAAGAGUGGCCGAGUAGACGGCAUGAUAUUUACAUUUACAUUUAAGUCAUUUAGCAGACGCUCUUAUCCAGAGCCACUUACAAAUUGGUGCAUUCAACUUAGGAUAGCCAGUGGGACAACCACCACUGUGGGAGGGGGGUGUAUAAGGAUUACUGUUAGACUAUUCCAUGGUAUUCCUUAAAGAGGUGGUUGUGGAGGCAGGGAAAAGUAAUGGAAGAGAGGAGGAAUAGAGGAGGAAAGGAAAUAAAGGGGUGAUCAAGUGAGUGAAGAAUGCAGAGUGAGGCCCCUAGAUGGGGGACGGGGAGCUGGAAGAGGAGGGGGCUUCAUUGUGUGGAUUUGUGGCUCGCCUCUGAUCACCACUGCUGGGUAGAUUAAACUGGACAGCAGGCCGUACACAACACUAGAGCCAUGGGACAGGAGUUAGCUGGGCUGCCCAGCCAGGGAGGGAGAGAGGGAACUAGUGCUGACUACUGAGGGCCAGUGGAGAGAGGGAUGACGGCAGGAGAGAGGGAGCGAGGUAGAGGGAGGGAGGGAGAGGGAGGGAGAGAGGGAACUAGUGCUGACUACUGAGGGCCAGUGGAGAGAGGGAUGACAGCAGGAGAGAGGGAGCGAGGUAGAGGGAGGGAGGGAGAGAGAGAGGGAACUAGUGCUGACUACUGAGGGCCAGUGGAGUGAGGGAUGACAGUGGGAGGGAAACAAAAUGCCAAAGGGAAGUACAGGUGGUAUUGUUUGCCAUCUUGGUCAAAGGGCAGUGCCUUUAUGCAUUGUAGUACUGUACUGUACUGUUAUCUCGUUGUAGGGCUGGGCCUUAUCCUCCUCCUCAUGAUAUGAAUGUUGGAGAUAUGAUUUCAUCAUUCCCUGAUAUUGACACAAGUUCUCCACAUACUGCAGCCUACCAUGAUAAAGCUCAGUUAGGUGCUAAUGUUAUCAAAUGGAGGCUGUUGAACAUGUCCAAAUAUGAAUAAAGCUUAUUCAUAUAGAUAAAUGCUAAUUGACAUGGUCACGUUCAUCAUAUUGUUAUCCAUGAUGUGACAGGGAUAUUUGUCUCCCUCGCCCAGCCCUAAUUAGGCAGACAGUGCAGUAUGAAAUGUAUAUCUGAUUAUUCACUAACCUUUCCCCUCAGAGCCCAGAUCAAAGUGACAACUGGGCUCCCUGUCUCUGCAGAACCACAGGAGGAUGAGACCGAGAGAUGCCGUGAGGGGAACAGAGGUGUUCUGAGCCAGGCUGCAACACCAGCAAAGUCUUUGUUCAGGAGAAUGAGCGACAGGGUGGCCCGGAUAGGGAAGGGGCUUACUAACCCACGUGCCUGUUCCUCCCCUCUGUCUUCCCCCUCCUCACCCCUCGCCUUGGAGGCUGCGUGUACAGGCAUGGCCCAUCAGACAGCAUCAUCAGACAGCAGAGAGAGACAGGGCAGAGAGAACCAAGCCAGUCUGGAUGAAAGGGGACAGAGGGUGAAGGAGAGACUGCAAGAGGCAGGGAGAGACUGA
Molecule: messenger RNA, 8288 nt
Organism: Coregonus sp. 'balchen'
Lineage: Eukaryota; Metazoa; Chordata; Actinopteri; Salmoniformes; Salmonidae
Source: the annotation of a GenBank genome assembly